Messenger RNA from Betta splendens (Siamese fighting fish), 2354 nucleotides. RefSeq names its product poly(rC)-binding protein 2-like. Bases 230 to 1204 code for a protein of 324 amino acids. Gene Ontology annotation, molecular function: single-stranded DNA binding; mRNA binding. The record is from RefSeq and is a predicted model, not a curated record. The transcript is spliced from 13 exons. Lineage: Eukaryota; Metazoa; Chordata; Actinopteri; Anabantiformes; Osphronemidae. Gene Ontology annotation, cellular component: nucleoplasm; cytoplasm; nucleus. Gene Ontology annotation, biological process: regulation of gene expression; regulation of RNA metabolic process.
UGAAGGCGUUUUGUCUUUUGUGCCAAGCAGAAGAGUGGAGUCCGAUCAAACAGCGUCGUCUCUUCCCUCUUCCCCGGAUCCUUUUAAAAUUCCCUCCCGAACCUCUCCCCUUCUACCCUUGCCACCCUACCCACCCCCUGAACACUUUUCAAGGGACGGUUCGGACAUUCAGUCAGUGUCCAAAGACUCGCUUCCUUGGCCUAAUUAGUAUUUGGAUUUAGCUACAACAAUGGACUCAAGUCUGGUUGAAGGAGGACUUAAUGUCACCUUAACAAUCAGGCUACUCAUGCAUGGCAAGGAGGUUGGCAGCAUCAUUGGCAAGAAAGGAGAGUCCGUUAAGAAGAUGAGAGAGGAGAGUGGUGCUCGCAUCAACAUCUCUGAGGGGAACUGUCCAGAGAGGAUUGUGACCCUUGCAGGACCCACCACCUCUAUUUUUAAAGCCUUCUCCAUGAUUAUUGAAAAACUGGAGGAGGACAUCAGCACCUCAAUGACUAACAGUACGGCCACCAGCAAACCGCCAGUCACCAUGCGCCUCGUUGUGCCUGCUAGUCAGUGUGGCUCACUCAUUGGAAAAGGUGGCUGCAAGAUCAAGGAAAUUAGAGAGUCAGCAGGAGCUCAGGUACAAGUAGCAGGGGACAUGUUGCCCAACUCAACAGAGCGUGCCAUUACUGUUGCAGGGACCCCACAGUCCAUUAUUGAGUGUGUCAAGCAGAUCUGUGUUGUCAUGCUUGAGUCACCACCAAAGGGAGUCACCAUCCCAUACAGGCCCAAACCCUCAGGCUCUCCUGUAAUCUUUGCAGGUGGUCAGGCAUAUGCUGUCCAAGGGCAGCACGCCAUUCCACAGCCUGAUGUAAGUGAAGGGCCCUCUCUCACUAAACUUCACCAGCUGGCCAUGCAGCAGAGUCCCUUCCCCCUUGCACAUGGCAACCAGGGCUUCCAGGCUGGAAUGGAUGCCUCUGCACAAACUGGCUCUCAUGAGCUGACCAUUCCAAACGAUCUCAUUGGCUGCAUCAUUGGCCGUCAAGGCGCAAAGAUCAAUGAGAUCCGUCAGAUGUCAGGGGCUCAGAUCAAGAUUGCUAACCCUGUGGAAGGCUCAACUGACAGACAGGUCACCAUUACUGGCUCCCAUGCCAGUAUCAGCCUGGCUGAGUACCUGAUCAAUGCCCGGCUGUCUUCUGAAGCUACUGGACUCGCAGCCAACUGACAUGGAGGAUCUUCAUCAGCACCUAAUGUAACCCCGCCCCCUAAUUUUUACCAAGAGGUCCUUUAUUGAUCUUAAUGCAAAAAACCAAGUACUCUAUACUCACUUAUCUCCUGCUUUGGUUGGAUACCUACUCUGUUGUAAUGACACCAUUAUCAUGAUAUUGGUAUUUUAUUUAUUUAUUAUGUUUUUAAAGAUUUCUUCUGUUUUUGUUAUUUUUUCCCUUUUAUUUUGCUGUAUAUCUGUAUGAACUUGUUAGGUAAAGAGUUUUAGAAAAAUCUGAAAAGGCAUAAAUGUUUUUCUUAUGUCAGAUUUUUCUUAGAAAAUGUAAAAAUUAAGAAAAAAUACACGGUAACAUUAUAGAUGGACUGUUCUUUCCAUUUCUUUUAAAUAUGUAUUUAUUCUUAUUUAAUACACAGCUCCUUUUUUUUAAGAGUAGAGUGCAAUGAAUGAUAUUUGCCGCUUUCUUUUCAGAGCUGUACUUCCUAAAUGAGGCAUUGUGGGUUUAUUGGGUUUCAGCAGGUGUAAUUGAUCUCCAGUUGAAGAUGUAGAAACAACCUUAUAGUCAGAAGGUAAUUUCUGCUUUGUUACAUGCAGGUGCAAAGGAGAAUUUUAAAAGAUACAUAAUCGCUCACCUCUAAUUUACUGAGCAACUGUUUAGAGUCAUUCCUGUUUUUCCAUCCAUUAUAAUUUCUCAAUCAGGACUUUUUGAGCAUUGUUGUGUAUUGGACUAUGAUAUGGGUGGGAGGGCCUUGGUGAGCAGGGGUGGGCCUAAAUGAGAGAAAAAUAUUUUCUUUUUUCUGAAAUUACUAAGAUGAUGAUAACCUUGAAAUGUUUGUUUUAAAUAGAGAAAAUAUUUUUUUUAACUGCAGGGCUGGGGAAUGCUGCAAGGGGCAAAACUACAAGACAUAUUUGUCUUUAUAAUGCUGAGGUAAUAAAUUAUUAUUAACUAGAAGGAGAAAUAUAGAAUUAACACUAGUUUCCUGCUAUCCUUUUUGCCUGGGUCAGAUUUUAUUUUUAUUUUUUUUUAAAUGUUUUGCAGGAUGAAGAAACUCACGGUUUUGUGCACGUUUUCAAACUAUUGUAGAUCUGGGUGCAAUUAAAUUGUUAAAGAAAUGAAAUGCAGUAAUAAAAUGUGAAAUGCUUAAACAAU